Messenger RNA from Fukomys damarensis (Damara mole-rat), 2166 nucleotides. It is a transcript of the gene Slc35f2, whose product is annotated as solute carrier family 35 member F2. The coding region runs from base 1 to 1377 and encodes 458 amino acids. Gene Ontology annotation, molecular function: transmembrane transporter activity. Gene Ontology annotation, cellular component: membrane. Gene Ontology annotation, biological process: transmembrane transport. Lineage: Eukaryota; Metazoa; Chordata; Mammalia; Rodentia; Bathyergidae. The record is from RefSeq and is a predicted model, not a curated record. The transcript is spliced from 9 exons.
AUGAGGGAGGAGAGAGGGGUAGAAGAUAAUUCCUAUGAGGCUGUGGACUGGGUAAGAACAAGUAAAAAGGUAAAGAUUGUGGCUUCAGUCGGGGUGAAGUCUGAUAAAGUUUCUUGGAGCCACGUGUUAGUAACCCAGUCGGCUAUGCAGCUCAUGUUUUUUAUGGAUCAGGAAUCUGAGCAUGUGGUGGUUCGCCCCCUGACUCAGGAUUUCUCACAAGGCCAAGUCAUGAUGUUGGCCAGGGCUGGAGUCUCAUCUGCAGAGUCCACUGGACUACAGUCUGUUUCUGAGUUCCAUGAGUGUAAUGUGCAGCCAACCUCAAGAACAGCUCUUUCUACAAGGGCUGUGGAAGAAAUUGAGCGUAUUUUGAAGACGAUUGCUCUAGGACAGAUGUUGUCCUUGUGUAUUUGUGGGACGGCUAUCACAAGCCAGUAUUUGGCAGAAAAGUACAAAGUGAACACCCCUAUGUUUCAGAGCUUUCUCAACUAUUGCUUACUGUUCCUGGUUUACACAGUGAUGCUGGCUUUUCAAUCAGGCAAUGAUAACCUUUUAGACAUCUUGAGGAGGAAAUGGUGGAAGUACAUCCUGCUGGGACUGGCAGAUGUGGAAGCGAAUUACCUGAUGGUCAAAGCGUACCAGUACACAACCCUAACCAGUGUCCAGCUUCUGGAUUGUUUUGGGAUUCCUGUGUUGAUGGCUCUCUCGUGGUUUAUUCUUCAUGCAAGAUACAGGGUGAUCCACUUCAUUGCGGUGUGUGUCUGUCUGUUGGGCGUAGGAACCAUGGUUGGCGCAGACAUAUUAGCAGGGAGAGAAGACAAUUCAGGGAGUGAUGUACUGAUUGGUGAUAUCUUGGUCCUGCUUGGGGCAUCCCUGUAUGCUGUUUCUAAUGUAUCUGAAGAGUACAUUGUGAAGAAACUGAGCAGACUGGAAUUUUUAGGAAUGCUGGGCUUAUUUGGAACAAUUAUCAGUGGCAUACAGCUAUUGGUUGUGGAAUAUAAGGAUAUGGCCAGCAUUCACUGGAACUGGAAAAUUGCCCUGCUGUUUGUGGCAUUUGUCAUCUGUAUGUUUUGCUUGUAUAGCUUCAUGCCAUUGGUGAUUAAAGUCACCAGUGCAACUUCAGUCAACCUGGGCAUCCUGACAGCUGACCUUUACAGCCUUUUCUUUGGACUCUUUCUGUUUGGCUAUAAGUUUUCAGUACUCUACCUCCUGAGCUUCACCGUCAUCAUGGUGGGAUUUAUCUUGUACUGCUCCACCCCGACGCGCACAGCGGAGCCAGCGGAAAGCAGUGUGCCCCAGCUCACCAGCAUUGGGAUUGACAACCUGGGACUGAAGCUUGAGGAGAGUGGUCUCCCGGAGACCCAGUCUGCAGCCCUGUAGCUGGAGGAUCUGGCAGCUGUGUACCAGCAGGGGAAAAGGAGCCUGCUGAAGGCUGAGGAGACACUUGGGAAAUGACUGGACGCGGAGUAGACACUCUCUAGCCUGGGAUGCGUCUCGUGGUUAGAUUUUUAAAAAAGGAACAUCGAACAAUGUACCCGAAGUAGAAAUACCAAAAUAAAGCAGAACCGAGGCCAGGAUUGUAUUUCUCUGUGCUGAGCGGGCUCCACACUGGGGGCUCAGAGGCACAGGAGAAAGCAGGAUGGGGAAAAAUGCGCACGAUGGGGGAAGCCUCCGGGCAGGGCCUGAAAGCAGGCAGCCCAGGCUGUGCUAGGUGGCCAUGAGUAGGGACUGACCAAUGUGGUUCUGGAGAACAUUUCCUCCAUUGUGAGCUUUGGGUUUUUAUCUGUCCAAGGCGGUCACUGGUCUUGUGGCCCUUAGUAACAGUAAGACCUGGUCACUGAUUGCAUAUGACAGGGAAAAUGGAGGGAUGAAUGAUUCUUGGGGUGGAAAGUGACUUCAGUAUUGUGGACAUAUUGAAUGGGAGUGCUGUCGCCUAGGAACCAGUUGCGUUCUCUUCUUUUUCUCCUCCUCCUCCUCUUCUCUUUUUAAAAAUAUUUCUCCUCCAUCACUCAGUGUUUCCCACCAGCCUCAUUCAGUCCGUCUUUCCAAGUAUAUCGGAAACUCUGCCCUCAAAGUCUCCAGUACAAAGUAUUAACCUGUGCCAUCAGUAUGGUAUUAAUCACCUGAAUGCCAUUUUGGAAAACUCAACUUUGUAUGUAAAUUUUUUGU